Solanum pennellii is the source of this 327-nucleotide messenger RNA. RefSeq lists its product as uncharacterized. The record is from RefSeq and is a predicted model, not a curated record. NCBI's taxonomy places the organism in Eukaryota, Viridiplantae, Streptophyta, Magnoliopsida, Solanales, Solanaceae. The transcript is spliced from 2 exons. Bases 1 to 327 code for a protein of 108 amino acids.
AUGAUAGUAGGGAGCCUUCAGUACUUGACUCUCACAAGACCGGAUAUUACUCAUGCUGUGAAUUUAGCAAGCCAAUUUAUGCAAAAUCCAAACAAUGGACAUCUUCAAGGUUGUAUGGAUACUCAGAUGCUGAUUGGGGAGGUUUUACCACAACUAGGAGAUCAACUACAGGCUAUAGCAGGUGCAAACUGUAUUUCUUGGACCUCCAAGAAACAGUCCACAGUUGCUCGCUCAAGUGCUGAAGCUGAGUAUAGAGCACUUGCCUCCACUGCCUCAGAGAUGACAUGGAUUAUGUAUCUACUUCAUGACCUUGGGGUGUUUCUUUGA